AUGCCUCAAAUGAUUGAGGCUACUAAAGCUGAAGUGGAAUUUUUGAAGCAGCAUAAAAUUUUAUUAAGAAUAUCUGUUGAUAACUAUAAAAGUCAAGCCCAGCAUUUUAAAAAAAGAUCUUUUACCAAUGAUGAGACAUUUGCAAAGUUCUCAGAAAUUAAAUGAGCAUACUUCCCCGACCUUAUGAAAUGGCCUUUAAAAACUCUUACUCCCCCCCGCUCCGUGAGUGAACAAAACCAUUAGAAAAAUCGCUAUUUUUUGCCCAAAAACCCACCCUCCGUGAGGAAACAACGGAAAAAAAAAAAUUUGAUAUAUAAAUGAUAAUUAUUAUAAUGAAAUCUAGAGCUAAUUCUGUUUAAUUUUAAAACUAAUUGCUUUUUAAAAACAUAAAUUUUAUAAAUUAAAUUAAUAUUUGCUUUCCAAUUUUUGCGAAUUAGGAUUUUUUUGAAUUUCGAAAAAAAAUUUUUUUAAAAAAAAUAAAUUAACCCCCUCAGUGAGUGAACAAAAUUUUUUUUGUUCUCUCACAGACGGGGGGGGGAGUUAAAGACUUGGAAUACAAUGAAAUAACUGAUGAAACAAUAAAUGCUUUAACAUUGUUUAAAAAUCAAAUUAGCCAAGCUAAAAAUGUUUCUUUUUUUAUGACAAAUUGUUGAAUUGGAUUUCUAUCACCUAUGAUUAGGCUGCUACAAUAA
Blepharisma stoltei is the source of this 692-nucleotide messenger RNA. The record is from the annotation of a GenBank genome assembly. Lineage: Eukaryota; Ciliophora; Heterotrichea; Heterotrichida; Blepharismidae.